AUGUACACUCCAACUCUAUCAAAAUUGUCACUCAGGUCUUGUUCCUCUAUAAUCAAGCCUUCCACUAGACUGUUUGCAACCUCCCUGGUGCGCAAUGGAAGUCUCACACCAAACGUCUUGCCAACAGACACGCCGGUGUUGAGUGAAAGACCUCUAUCCAACGUGAUGGAUUAUGCAAUUACUUCCCUUGAUAAAGCUAAAGAUUGGGCUAGAAAAUCCUCGUUUUGGCCAGCAACUUUUGGUUUGGCUUGUUGUGCCGUCGAAAUGAUGCAUGCUUCCACUCCAAGAUACGAUCAGGAUAGAUUGGGUAUUAUUUUCAGAGCAUCUCCAAGACAGUCCGAUAUCAUUAUUGUUGCAGGUACCGUCACCAACAAAAUGGCACCGGCUCUAAGAAUGGUUUAUGACCAAAUGGCAUACCCUAGAUGGGUCAUUUCUAUGGGAUCCUGUGCUAAUGGUGGUGGUUACUACCAUUACUCCUAUGCCGUUGUCAGAGGUGUCGAUAGGGUCAUACCGGUCGACAUCUACGUGCCAGGUUGUCCUCCAACUUGUGAGGCCCUAUUGUACGGUAUCUUCCAACUACAAAAGAAAAUGAUGGAUGAUACUACCGGUAGAAUGUGGUACAGAUCUUACUAA
Messenger RNA from Pichia kudriavzevii, 633 nucleotides. RefSeq lists its product as uncharacterized. The transcript has a single exon. Gene Ontology annotation, molecular function: 4 iron, 4 sulfur cluster binding; quinone binding; NADH dehydrogenase (ubiquinone) activity. The record is from RefSeq and is a predicted model, not a curated record. Gene Ontology annotation, biological process: aerobic respiration; mitochondrial respiratory chain complex I assembly; electron transport coupled proton transport. The coding region runs from base 1 to 633 and encodes 210 amino acids. Lineage: Eukaryota; Fungi; Ascomycota; Pichiomycetes; Pichiales; Pichiaceae.